AUCAGUAUUCACUGCUACUCACCCUCUCUACUCUGUAAAGCUCAUCUGUGCAGUACGGAGGCAGCAUCUGUUAGCAGUAGUACACUCGCUCGUUCAUCUAUACAAAGAACGAACACUAAUCGGCCCCCGCGCAUGUCUGCCGACUGCCAGCACGUCUAGUCUUCAAUCACAACACAAACACCCCUUGCCAAAGCUUGAUUGAUCUAUUCAUCUGUCCAUUCACCAGAUCGCAUGGAAAAAAGGAGCUUCGAGUCAGGCGACACGUCAAAAGAGCCUAGCGACGGCACAGCCUAUCAGCAUGAACCAAAACAACCGAGACCCGGCUCGCCUGCAUCCCAACAAGACACAGAUGCGCACGCUUUUCGUGACCGCAGUGGUAGCAAUCACAGCAAAGUGAGCAGAGCCAGCAAUAAGCAGUCAAGGACCCAGCAGUACGCUGAACAAGAUGCAGAGAAUAUACGCGCUGCAGAGCGAGAUGCAUCGCGUAUGGCAGCGAGUCGCGUGCGGACCGGUUCGAUGCGUCCCAACAACCACGGAGACCUGGAGAAACACCAGGAAGACGAUAACGAUGAUACUUUGCAUGAACAUGAUGGCGAUUCAUUUGAUGCACGCGCUGAUCGACCUGCACAUAUGCCCAUGUCGAGUCGUAUGCGGCCUGCAAAGAGACCACUGACGGCACUGGGUAAGAUUUUUAGUUGGAUUCACAAUUUCAGUACGGUGACGCGUUGGUUCCUCUACAUCACGCCCGUUGCCCUCAUUUUGCUCAUUCCCAUUUUGGUUGGUGCAUUGAAGCGGACUGUGGAUGGUCAGCGACUUAGCGUUGCUGGUGUUGACCUUGAGUGGUUUGCUAUCUGGUGGAUGAUCAUCUGGCUCACCCUCUGGGCCGGCAAAUUUGCUGCAAAACUCGUUCCCUAUAUUGUUGGUCCAGUCUUCAGCAUCUUCACCAACUCCUACAAGAAGUGGCGAGAUUUGGCUAUUGCACUGAGUGUACCUCUCAGUCUCUUCUUUUGGUGGCUUGGUAUCUACAUCUCCUUUUUGCCGAUUGUCGAGGGACAUCAAAUUGGCUAUACAGGACGUCAAGAUUGGCAAACAACACUGAACCGCAUCAUCCUUGCAGUCUUCAUCGGAACGUGCCUCAAUUUGGUUGAAAAGUUUUUGAUGCAACUCGUUGCAAUUGGCUUUCACCAGCGUCAGUAUGAAGACCGUAUUGUCCUCAACAAGUUUCAAAUUGCAUCUUUAACAAAACUUUAUCGCUACUCGCGCGAAACAGACCGACUUGCCGUGGACAAUGACAUGGCAGACGAUCAGCAACAAGCACUGUCAGGGUCAGGCACACGUACACCCAACGCCGCACUCAAUCUCGCUGGACGUGUUGUUCAAAAGACGGCACGUGAUGUGGUGGGUCGUGUUGCUGGUGAGUUGGGUGGCAAACGCAUGGAGCACUCCACCUCACCUCGACAAAUGGUGCUGGCUUUGUUGGAGACGACUUCUGGUGCACAAACACUGGCAAGGCGAUUAUUCAAGUCCUACUCGAGGGAUGGACGCGAGUUUAUUCAGCGCGAGGAGAUGCGUGAUGCUUUUUCGGAGGAUGAAGAGGCAGAUGCCAGCUUUAGCAUGUUCGACAAGGACUGGAAUGGCGAUGUGACCUGUGAAGAAAUGGAGAUUGCCUGUGUUGAGAUUGGCAAGGAGCGCAAAUCCAUCACGGCAUCCCUCAAAGACCUUGAUCACGCCGUCUCCAAACUCGACGACAUUUGCACAGUCGUGGUGGCGGUAAUUGUGGUGCUCAUCUUUAUUGUCCUCAUCUCUCGCUCCUUUGCUGGUGUCCUGACAUCUGCCGGAACGACCCUCCUUGGCCUUUCUUGGCUGUUUUCCCAGCUUGCUCAAGAGUUUUUGGCCAGUAUUGUGUUUGUAUUUGUCAAACAUCCCAUGGAUGUUGGCGACCGUGUUGAUGUACUCAUGAACGGUGAAGUGCAGUCUCUCAUCGUCAAGGAGAUCUCACUUAUGGCCACGGAGUUCAGGAAACUCGAUGGCCGCAUUGUUCAAGCACCAAACAAUGUUCUCAAUCAGCUCUUCAUCCUCAAUAUGCGAAGAACAGGCGGUGUUGCCGAAGGCGUACCAACGACGCUACGCUUUGGCGUGUCUAUCGAACUGAUCGAUGCCCUGCGACAGAGCAUGCUUGAGUUUGUUCGCUCCGAGCCGCGCGACUACAAACCUGAUAUUCUCACCGAAUUGACGGAUAUCCCAAACUUGACGGCCGUCAAACUCACCAUCAUCUUCUUUCACAAGCAGAAUUGGCAGAAUGAGGGAUUGCGUAUCGGUCGACGCAAUAAGUUCAUGUGUGCGCUCAUGGUCAAUGUCCAGCGUCUCGGCAUUGAGAGUUCCAUCUACAAUGGUCCUGGUGGUACUAUGAAUACACCCAUGUACAUCUCCUACCCACAGAGCGGACAACAGCCUGGCGUGCAAUCGUUUAAUCCUCAUGGCCAGCCAUUCAACCCAUUGACUUCUAAUAAGGAACAAAAUGCAGCGAUUGAUCAAGUGCUCAGUCCAAGCAACGACUGCGCUGUCGACGAUGACUGGCAAAACGAGUCUACUGCACAGGGACCUUCAUCAGCCCUGCCGGAUAAUUACCGCCCCACGCAAACUCCCAUGUCGCGUCGUCGCGGUCCCGGUGUUGGUCGUCAAUCUAGUGUCACGCAGCAUAUGGCCAAAGUCGACUACUCCCUGGGCGCUACUGACUUUGCACAAUCUGCCGCCAAUGACUUCUUUGAGGAGUCUCAAGAACGUGGCUUGGCAGCUGUCCUUGAAGUUGCUGAAGAAGCAGAAGAACGAGCACAAAAGGAACGUUUUGAGCGUGAUAAGGCGAUGCGCAAGUCAAACUCUCGCGCGCGAACAUCAUCCGACUUGCCAGGUCCGGCAACUUCAGGAAAUAACUUGCAGCGUUCCAACACAGGGCUCUCACAACUGAGCUCUGCUGGUACAACACGACGAAACAGGUUCAGGUUGAUGGGUGGUCGUGGCGGCAAUAUCAAUAGUGCUCGAACGAUGCUUCAAUUUGACGAAGAGGCGCAAUACCCACUUGCUGGUGAUGCAAACGGCGGACCCCUUGACCGUCUACGCUCCAAUGAGUCUGUUGCAUCCGCUGGCAGAUCUUCCUUUGAAAGACGUGGAUCCAUGCUGUCACGCCUUGGUCGACAACGCACAAACAAUACACAGGCUCCACCGGAAUCACCUGCUAUUCAGACUCCACGUCCAGUGCCAAGUGCCUUGCAGACUGAGCGACGCGAUAUGAGUGUCAUCAUGGAGAACCCGGCAGAGCUUGCCUUUUUGCGCGAACAAGUCGCUCGAACCCCUUCACCGGGAUUGGAAGAGAAGACAAUGCCCACCACGACAGCAGCGACGUCGCACCGGCAAAGCUUGCCUCGCAUCAUCACUCAAAUACAGCCCGAACGAAGCCUUUCACCAAAGACACCUCAGCCAUGAUGUUGCAGAGGUUGCUAACACAACAAAAAACGAUUCAUGAUAGAUGAGAAAUGAUUAGACGCGUUACGAUUGCUUUCUGAUAGAACGAUAGACUACGCAUUCGUAUGAUC
Protomyces lactucae-debilis is the source of this 3590-nucleotide messenger RNA. Its product is annotated as Mechanosensitive ion channel-domain-containing protein. Gene Ontology annotation, cellular component: membrane. NCBI's taxonomy places the organism in Eukaryota, Fungi, Ascomycota, Taphrinomycetes, Taphrinales, Protomycetaceae. The record is from RefSeq and is a predicted model, not a curated record. Gene Ontology annotation, biological process: calcium ion transmembrane transport; intracellular calcium ion homeostasis. Gene Ontology annotation, molecular function: calcium ion binding; calcium channel activity. Bases 232 to 3480 code for a protein of 1082 amino acids. The transcript is spliced from 2 exons.